AUGACCUCCACCGGGCCUCUAUAUCUCGGCUUCGAUCUAUCCACCCAACAAUUGAAAGGGUUGGUAGUCGACUCAAGCCUGAAAAAGAUCCAUGAAGCCAAGUUCGACUUUGACGCCGAUUCCAAGGGUUUCAACGUGAACAAGGGUGUUCUUGUGAAUGAAGCCGAACAUGAGGUUUUUGCACCAGUGGCAAUGUGGCUACAAGCCAUCGAUACGCUUUUGGGUCGUCUGAAGGACGACGGCCUCGAUUUUGGUCGUGUCAAGGGGAUUUGCGGGUCAGGCAUGCAGCACGGGAGUGUCUUCUGGAACGCAGAUGCGGAGCAACUGCUUUCUCAGCUCGACCCUUCAAAAACACUAGAGUCGCAGCUCGAUGGUGCGUUCGCACAUCCGUUCAGUCCCAACUGGCAGGAUGCAAGCACCCAGAAGGAAUGUGACGAGUUUGACGCCAUCCUGGGCAAUGAAUCGCAACUAGCAAAUGUAACAGGCAGCAAAGCACACCAUCGCUUCACUGGCCCGCAAAUCCUGCGAUUCCAACGUAAAUACCCAGAUAAAUACAUCAAGACAUACCGAAUCACCCUUGUCUCGUCUUGGAUUGCUACCGUCUUCCUCGGAAAGUAUGCGCCGUUUGACAUCUCGGAUGUCUGCGGCAUGAAUCUCUGGGAUAUCAAAGCCGGCAAUUGGAAUGAGAAAUUGUUGGAGCUCGCUGCAGGACCCUCUGGGGUAGACGCGUUGAAGAAGAAACUGGGCUAUGUGCCUGAAGACGGCGGCAUCCAUCUGGGCACCAUUUCUCCCUACUUUAUCAAGCGUCAUGGCUUUUCGAAUGAAUGCACUAUCAUCGCCUCGACUGGGGAUAACCCUUCCACGAUUCUCGCAUUGCCGCUGCGCAACAACGACGCUAUGGUCAGCUUGGGCACGAGCACCACCUUCUUGAUGUCCACUACCGAGUAUAAGCCGGAUCCGAGCACCCAUUUCUUCAACCACCCGACGACACCGGGAUUAUAUAUGUUUAUGUUGUGCUAUAAGAAUGGCGGGCUAGCAAGGGAGAAGGUCCGCGACGCCAUCAACGAGAAGCUAGGGGUUAAGGAGAAAAAUUCGUGGACAGAGUUUGACAAGUACUUGCUUGACACGCCGCCCCUUGCACAAUCCGACGAGAAAGACCCAGCACAUUUAGGUCUUUACUUCCCUCGUCCUGAAAUUAUCCCUAACCUCCCGGUUGGAGAGUGGCAUUUCUCCUACAACCCUCAAACUGACGAGCUCAACCCCGAGAAAUCCGUCCCACAGCCCCCAGAACAAGACGCUCGGGUCAUUGUGGAGAGCCAAUUCCUCUCCCUCCGUCUCCGCUCAAGGGAACUGGUGUCAAGCCCUGCACAGGACAUGCCACCCCAGCCACGCCGGAUUUACCUAGUGGGCGGCGGCUCACGCAACAAGGCCAUCGCCCGUGUGGCAGGUGAAGUCCUGGGUGGGUCCGAGGGCGUGUUCAAGCUCGACGUUGGUGAGAAUGCCUGUGCUCUGGGCGCUGCGUACAAGGCCGUGUGGGCGGUCGAACGACAACAAGGGGAGACGUUUGAGGAGUUGAUUGGGAAGAGAUGGCGGGAGGACGAGUUUGUCGAGAAGAUUGCGGACGGGUAUGAUGAGAAGGUGUGGGGGAGGUAUGGUAACGCGCUCAAGGGGUUUGAGGAGAUGGAGACCAGGUUGUUGAGAGAGCAUGAGAGGAAGUGA
This is a messenger RNA of Fonsecaea multimorphosa CBS 102226, 1719 nucleotides long. Its product is annotated as D-xylulose kinase A. Bases 1 to 1719 code for a protein of 572 amino acids. Gene Ontology annotation, molecular function: D-xylulokinase activity. The record is from RefSeq and is a predicted model, not a curated record. The transcript has a single exon. Lineage: Eukaryota; Fungi; Ascomycota; Eurotiomycetes; Chaetothyriales; Herpotrichiellaceae. Gene Ontology annotation, biological process: xylulose metabolic process; D-xylose metabolic process. Gene Ontology annotation, cellular component: cytosol.